AUGUCUAGUUACCCAAAAAAAAGAAUAAACUUUUCAGAAUUGGACGAUCAUUUUGAUGAUGAUUAAUAAAUUGAUUCUCUAAGAUAUAAUGCAGAAAUUGAUAGCGCAAUUCAAAUUAAAAAGUCAUCAGAUCAUGAAAAAGUAAACAUAUUAAAUUAAAUUCAAAGUUAAAUGAGGUACAAUAAUUAUUACAAUUUUCACCUCAUCCUUAAUAAGAAAAUUAGAAAUUAUCAUCUGUUCGAUGUUCAUUUGGAUUGAAUUCAAAUAACAAUUUCAAUCCAACUAGAUUACCAUUCUCCCAAAAUUAAAAUAGUGUAAACUCUUCAAUUCAAAUUGGUUCACCUGAUACAGCCUCAUUUCCAUUGUAGAAGAAAUUUCUUAAAUUGUAUCAAAUGAGAUCGUAAUAUUCAUCAUUAUGCUCUUUCUAGUUCAAUUGAAGAAAUCAGUGCUGAGAAUGAUCUUAGUUAAAGCAGAGAAAACAUGACCAAGAACUCAAAUCACACAUUAAACACUGAAGAGGAUAAAAAUGUGCAAUUCAAUCAAGAUGAGAACUUAUAAAAUGAACUAUACUAGAAUGACUCAUAUGCUCUAUUUACCUAAUUACUUGAGUAAUUGGAAUAGUCACAGAAUUAAUUAUAAAAGCAGCAAUUAUAAUAUCAAGAGUUGCAAUCUAAGUAUGAAAAAUAGUAAUCACAAAUUAUUUAUUUGACCAAAUUAAAUUAAGAAAUCACAAAAACCCUGGAUGAAACUCAGAAUCAAUUGCAAUUGUUGAAUGAAACUAAUGGGCUACUAAAGAAAAAGAUCCAAUCCUAUAAAUAGUAUAGUAUCACAGAGCAGUCUCAAUACAAUGGAAAUACCAAUAGAUACAAUAAAGAGAAUAAUGAUUAUUUAAAGCACCACAACAGCACAGAAUCCAAUUAAUCAAUUGAACUAGUUAACAAUCUCAAAAAAACACAAAAGGUUACCAACACAUAUUCAAAUGUCAUUAUGAUGUUGUUGUUGAUGAUCUAAAAAUGCUUUUAUUUAGAUGAAUCAAUUGAUAAAGAAGGAAAAGAAGUUAUUAAUAAGAUAACUCAAUAAAUAAAUCAAAGAUAAUUGGUACUUACUUUAUAUAAUAGUCAUAGGAUAAUAUUGUAUUUACAAUUGAAUCCCUGAUAAAGUAUUUUGAGCAAAGAUUCUCAGAUAUGGCCACCAAAAAUAGCAAAGUACAAUCGAUGAGUAAUAUCAUGGAUUAAAUCAGAUAAUUGGUUGAUCAAAGAAGUAAUUGAUAUAAUUAAUAGUUAAUUUCUAUAUAUUUUACUAAUUUAAAUAAAGUUAUAAAAUAUGGGGCAGAGUUGUUAGAUGCAGCAUCAAACUAUUGAUUAAAACGAAAUUUAAUACAAAUUGGUGUUAAUCAAACCCAUUUCUCAUAGAAAUUAGAUAAAGAGACCAAUCUUUGAAAUCAAUUAAAUCAAUAGCAGAGAAGAAACUAUGGAUGAAAUCAACGAAUUAGAUGUAGAUACCAGAAAAUCUUAAAAGCUUACAAAUAGUUGUGCCUAAUAAUUCCAAUCUAGCUUCUAAUUUGGGGUUUAGCAACAAAAACAAAUUAUAAAAAACCAAAUAAAAUCCUUUGGCGGAGACAUAUCAUAAAUUUUCAAUAAGAAAAAAUAAAAAUUAAACUUGAAAACUUAUGAAGAAAGCAAGGAAGAACAGAUUAAUAGAGAAUCAAAUAGAAAUGCCACGUUUAAUUGCGCUAGAAAUUGUGAAACAAGCCAAUCGCCUCUUCAAUAAUGGAUCAAAAAUUAGAGUCCCACUUAUGAAUCUUUAAAAAGUGAAAUCAAGUCCAUCCGCUCAAUUAAUGGUCUAAAUUAAGAGCAACACAAAGCAGGGAUUUUGAGAGAGAAGAAAGUAAAGGCGAAAUCUUUAUAUUACAAAAGAACUGUGCGUUUUUAAUGCUGA
Messenger RNA from Paramecium octaurelia, 1938 nucleotides. The record is from the annotation of a GenBank genome assembly. Lineage: Eukaryota; Ciliophora; Oligohymenophorea; Peniculida; Parameciidae.